GCGACUACGGGGAGAAAUCCCGGAAGCCGGACCCUGCGGUGGUGCAGAAGGUCACGGGAAUCCUCACGGAGAAGUUCAAGGUGGAGGUGAAGCAUGCCUCGGUGUCGGACCCCACCUACACUGACGCCAUCUUAAGCCCGGGCAAACUGAAACUGGACAAUGGCGAGACCUUGGACUUCGAUGUCUACAUCCCCUGCUAUCCCGUGCGGCCCAAUACCGCCUUUCUGACCGGAGGCGAAGGGAAGCAGCUCCUGGACGCGUCGGGCGCGAUCAUCUCCAACGAGUGCCUCCAAUCCCAGGCCUAUCCUGAAGUCUUCGGCGUUGGAGUGACGACCACCAAAGUGCCCGGACACCCGGUGUCUGCACGGAUCACGAUCGCUUCGCAGCACUGUGGCAAGCAAGCUCUGGCACUGCUGCAAGGGAAGGAGGUCCAGAAGUUUGUGGACAAAGGCACCCCCCCCGCCGAUGGACCAUCCGAUGAACAUGAAGAUUGGCCAUGGGCCCGGUGGCUACAUGAUUUGGUCCGGCUUGCCAGGGCCUGCGAAGAUCUGUUGCUGUCAGUGCUGCGGAGGAGGAUUUCCCUUUUGCCCGCCUCCGUGUUGCUGGUGUUGCAUCCCGGGUUGUGCCCAUGGAUGUGGCACUUGCUGUGGGCCACCCGAGGGGGAAGGCCCCGCCAUCUUCAUGGUGGGUUUGUUGGGGAAGUUCCCAGGAAGCCAUGGAUACAAAGGCCUGGGCAAUUAUGGCCCAGAGAUCCCUCAGCAGAUGAGGAUGAGCUGAGCUGUUUGAUCAGCGCACUGCCUAUAGCUUGCGCCGAUGUAAAUGGUAAGAAUUCGGGUUGACGUACCAAUGAGCCAGACUCAUUGUGGGAUUGGAGGGUUGGCCAC
Molecule: messenger RNA, 884 nt
Organism: Durusdinium trenchii
Lineage: Eukaryota; Dinophyceae; Suessiales; Symbiodiniaceae
Source: the annotation of a GenBank genome assembly